Carcharodon carcharias (great white shark) is the source of this 6571-nucleotide messenger RNA. Its product is annotated as collagen alpha-3(VI) chain-like. The transcript has 33 exons. NCBI's taxonomy places the organism in Eukaryota, Metazoa, Chordata, Chondrichthyes, Lamniformes, Lamnidae. Gene Ontology annotation, molecular function: serine-type endopeptidase inhibitor activity. The record is from RefSeq and is a predicted model, not a curated record. The coding region runs from base 72 to 4046 and encodes 1324 amino acids.
UGUCAGAACCUCCUCUAACAGGGCAGCUGUAAAUCGUCUGGAACGGACAAGUACUUGGAACUAUUGCCAACAUGGGGCUGUUUGAAACAGCCUUCCUUCUGACAAUAUAUCUAUACCUUACCAGCUCUCAGCAACAUGCAGUUCAUGCUAAAUCUGUUGCUGAUGUUGCAUUUCUGGUUGAUGGAUCUCAAAAUAUGGGACCCCAAGCAUUUAGACAGAUACGGAUUCUUCUUAUAAAAGCUGCCAACAAGCUGAAUAUAGGAAAGGAUGCAUACAGAAUUGGCCUUGCUCAGUACAGUGAUGGCCAACAAUUGGAGUUUGCAUUCAAUACAUUGUUAAGCAAGAGGGAUGUACUGAAUUACAUGAAGAGAAAGUUCCAGUAUAAAGGCGGAUCCUCAUUAAAAACAGGCCUGGCUUUGGAUUUUCUGCAUAAAACUCUCUUCACAGCUGCUGCUGGAAGUCGAAAAAAUGAAGACAUUCCUCAGAUUGCAGUAUUGAUUACGUCUGCGCCAUCGGAAGAUAAUGUUGAAAGUUAUUCGGCAUCUUUACGCAAUGAUGGUGUGAUCGCUAUUGCCAUUGGUGUAAAGAAUUCAGACUUAAAUGAACUCCAAAAAGUUGCCUAUCUCGGAAGUUCUCCAUUUGUUUUCAAGAUGAACAACUUUGAUGCUUUUACAAAUUUAUCAGUAAAUUUGACUGAAAUAGUACAAAAUAUACAUGAAGUUGUAAAGCCGAAAAGAACAGAAAUACCAGCAGACUGCAUCGUAGACAUUGCUGUGGGAUUUGAUCUCCCUGGAUGGUUUGGAUCACAGAAUAUAUUUAUUGGGCAACAGAAAUUACAGCUAAAGCUAGAGGAAAUUAUGCAGAGAAUCACAUCUGCGAGUGAUAUUAGCUGUCUCUCUGGUUCUCAUCCAGUGACCAGGGUGGCAUUUUACAUGCAAAGUGAAACCGGCCAGGUUAUCUUUCAAACAAAAUUCGAAAACUAUAGUGCUGAAAUAAUUAAUAACCUCAUGACAACCCAAGCAGCAGCCAAAAUUGAUUUGAAUCUUGAGACUUUGGAGGCACUCGGGAACAUAUUUGGGGAUACAACUUCAAAGGCAAAGGUGAUUCUUAUAUUUACGGAUGGCUUAGAUGGCACCAAAGAGAGUUUUGAAACAACAGCCAGAGGUCUUAGAGAAAAAGGAGUCAAGGCACUCAUCACUGUGGCUUUGGAGGGUGCUCCAAAUAUAGAUGAUGUCCUGUUCGUUGAGUUUGGAAGAGGAUUUGAAUACAAACAAAAGCUAUCAAUUGAAAUGGAGGACGUUGGAAGUGCUUUGCAUAGACAAAUAAAUGCAGUCGUGGAAAAAGAAUGUUGCAAUGUCCUUUGUAGAUGUACAGGAGAACCUGGUGCAUACGGUCUUCAGGGAAGAAAUGGAGACAAGGGAAAUCCAGGCACAAAGGGAUUUCUAGGUUAUCCAGGAGACGAAGGAGGACCAGGUGGCAGGGGCCCACCAGGUGUAAAUGGAACUCAAGGGAUUGAAGGAUGUGCUGGUCCCACAGGCCCCAAGGGAAAAGCAGGGUAUCCAGGAGAGAAGGGUAGCGUUGGGGACCAUGGCAUCGAUGGAAUACUUGGAGAACAGGGAGACAAUGGAAUUCCAGGAGCUCCCGGUGAUAAAGGAAACUUGGGAAAUCUGGGUAAGAAAGGCCAAAAAGGAGACCCUGGUGAGCGUGGAAAACCAGGUUUACGUGGAGACCGCGGUGAAUUUGGCAUCAAGAGCAAUAUUACAGGUCGAAAAGGUGAAAGAGGAGACAUAGGACAGUUGGGCGAUUCAGGAAAAGACGGUAAUCCAGGAAAGCCUGGUGUUGCAGGAAAUCCUGGUCUCCAUGGUCACAGAGGGCCACCUGGUAAAAAUGGUCAGAAUGGAAAAGGUGGUAAACGAGGUCGUAAGGGAGAUCCAGGAGUCCACGGCACACAGGGGAUACCAGGUUCACCUGGUCGUCCAGGUCGAAAAGGAGAACUGGGAGCUCGAGGUCAACAGGGUCCACAUGGAAGUCCAGGCCAGAGUGGGAUUAAUGGCAUCAUUGGAUUAAAAGGAAACAAUGGUGAAACUGGAACUCCUGGAGAGAAAGGCAUAAGAGGAGCACCGGGACCUCGUGGGUUAAUGGGGAUGGAUGGCAGCAAUGGAAUUGGUUCUCAAGGCCAAAAAGGAAAAAAGGGAAAUCGAGGAUCACAGGGUAACCUUGGCAAAAAGGGAGAAGGUGGAAAAGCUGGUCAAAGUGGAGAAAAAGGAAUCAAAGGGAUAAGAGGGAACAGGGGUAAUGUUGGUGGUUCUGGUGAUCCUGGUGAACCAGGAGAGAUUGGAUAUCUUGGAGUAAAGGGUGCUAAAGGACCACCAGGCACUUCAUUCAUGCCAUGUGACCUCAUAUCGACUGUGCGAGCUAAUUGUCCUUGUUGUUCACAAAGAAGAGGAGAGUGCCCUGCGUACCCCACGGAGCUGGCGUUUGCUCUGGACAUGUCUACAGAUGUCACACUAGCUAUAUUCGAAAGGAUGAAGGGGAUUGUAAUUAAUUUGCUGCAGAAUAUUAACAUAGCCGAAAGUAACUGUCCCACUGGAGCUCGUGUGGCACUUCUUACAUACAAUAACAUAGUAAGGCCUUUCAUUCGAUUUUCAGACUUUAAGAGAAAACAGUUACUCCUGCAAGAAAUAGAAGAGCUGGCACUAGAACGAUCGACCAGAAGGCGGAAUAUUGGCUUUGGUAUGCAGUUUGUUGCAAGGCAUACUUUUAAACGAGUUCGUAAUGGUAUUCUUGUGAGGAAAAUAGCUGUGUUUCUCACUAAUGGAGGAUCCAAAGACGCCAACUCCAUAGCUGCAGCUGCCUCGCAAUUCAGUGCUUCAGAUAUCAUUCCAGUCAUCAUCUCCUUUAAAGACAUCCCUGAAGUAGAACGAGCUUUUAAGGUCGAUGUUGAAACCACAGCUCAAGUGAUUGUACUGCCACGUCGGCAACAAGCCUCCGAAGAGUUGUUACACAGAUUCCUCUUGUGCACACUGUGCUUUGAUCAGUGUGAACCAUAUGACUUGUGUCUUGGAGGUGCCCAGCCGUCCCCUCUGCCAGUCAACCUGGACAUGGCUUUUGUUGUUGGUGACUUACAGCAAAUAGAAUCAACAGAAUCAGAAACAGUUCAGCAUUUCUUAACCUCAAUGGUUAACACAUUUCUAAGUUCUACAGAACCAAAAGCCUCCGAUCUUCAUCCUCGGGUGGCUCUGGUACAACACACAUCAAGUUACAAACCACAAUAUGGGAAAGAUCCAUUUAACCUGGAGUUUGGAGUUCUGGAUUACACCACAAAAACUUUGAAGAAGAGACACAUCCAAGACUCAUUCAGUCAGCAGAACGGCUCCACUGGCAUUGGCAGCGCCAUUGAAUGGAGCUUGAAGAAUUUCUUUUCAAAUCUCACAAAGCUGCAAACUUACAAGGUUAUCUUUACGAUAUUUUCAGGGCGAACAAUCAUUGAUGAGAAGAGAUUACUGGAAAUAUCACGAGAAGCCAAAUGUAAAGGUUUUGCAAUGUUUGCACUGGCCCUUGGGGAGGUAACUAAUGUCACAGUCCUGGAGGAGUUUGUCAGUUUUCCUUUUGAUCAACAUUUAGUUCAACUGGACAGAGUCCUGGAGCCUGAAAUGGAAUAUGCACAAAAAUUUUCAGUGGCUUUCCUGAAAAACCUGGCAACUGGGAUCAACAGCUAUCCCCCUCCGGGUCUUGUGAAGGCAUGCAGAGGAAUAAAACCUCAGGAGGCAGUAAAAGAAGCAGAAACAAAACCAUAUUUUAAUUUAGAGCUUGUGGUUACUACGGAAGAUAUUGAGGAACCCCAGAGUUACACCAGCAAUUAUGGUGUGUGUGCGUUGAAUCAGGAAGAAGGGAACUGUCACAAUUACACCAUAAAAUGGUUCUUUAAUACCAAAGACAAGGGCUGCAGACGGUUCUGGUAUGGUGGAUGUGGAGGAAACAAAAACAGAUUCGACACGCGAAAAGAAUGCGAAACCUUGUGUCUAAAUCCCAUAAAUACCUUAUAAAAUACUUUGGUAUAUCUUAAGGUGUGUCUCUGACUGUAGAAUAUGAUGAAACAAUGCACCAGAUUAAUUAAAAUUCCUUGUGUGAGUUGUCACUAGAGAAGUAAUGUCUUCAUUAUACAGAUGUAACAAAGGCAAUAUUGACCGUUUCAGACUGUGCUCAAUCCACUUCUAGAGGUAUGAAUUUCUUGGGGCCAGGGCUUCUUUAUAUGCAUAUUUGAAAGCAUAUACAGAUACAUAUACAAGUGCAAAAUUGUGACACUGUAGCGAUUGACCUUCUGGGACAGAAAACAUUAGCGUUUGCACUACAAUUACGACAGGCGGAAUUUUACGGCCUCUCUCACCGGAGGGAUUUUCCGAUCCUGCCAAAGCCAAUGGACUUCUGAAUGGCUUGCCUCAUUAUACGGCCCUGCCCCCGCCACAAUGGGGCUGUAAAAUUCUGCCCUACAUGGUUCAAGAACAAUCGGACCCCUCUUUUCGGAUGGUGCCUUUUUACAAAAAAGUUGAGCAACUCCAAUGCUCCAACUGUUUGUUUUACAUAUACCAUUAUUUUGGUGUUUACUCAGUCAAGUGGAAUUUUUUAUGUUUUGUUAAUAUGUAUAUCAAUUUCAACAGCACCUUGCAUUGUAGUCUCGAGUAUUAUUUUGCUUGAUAUCUUUAGGCAAAACUUGCCUCAGGCAGAGUGUUUAAUUAUUUGAAAUGACAAUUGUAUGUGUAAGACUAUGAAAUGCUUGAAGAAAGAGAAGGAUCACUAUGCUGACUUCUUAAAUUCCCUUUGCGGAUCAAGCGCAAUCCUCAAUAUACUUCUUGCUGACGUAAAAAUCGAUGCUCUGUUCAGAGUCUUAGGCUGCAGCUAUCAUGCAGUGAUGCUACUGUGGCAGCCACAACUUUGACAGGAAUGACAGUGAACUAAACUACAUCAAGCUAAAGCUGAAGCGAUGGCACAUCGCUAUGUCAGCAAGUGUAAAUGUUGCUUCCCAUGGCAUUGACUGCCACCUGUUCUUGGGCCAGUACACAAACAAAAUCAUGAAUCACAACUUUUAAACAGUAAUAUGUAUGAGGAACUCAAUGGGUUAGGUAUACUUAUGACUAUACUUGAAUAUGUUUACAUAAGGGUUAAUGAGUAUUGCAUACUCCUGACUCCAGGUUAUCCUGUAUACUGAAUGAGGAGGUAUUUUGAUGGAUUUGGAUCAGCAUCUACAAUUCCUAGGUUUGAAUGGUGUCAAAAGAGAUGAGAGUUGUUAGAAUUCUCAUGAAAGACUACAGCUCCAAAGGGACAGUUUCUUUAUAGUCUGAACUGGUGUCAUAUGCCCUUAGAUUGUGGUCUUUUGCUUGUCUCUGGAUUUAUUUGGAAAUAUCAGCUUGGUAACCUACAGCUCACAGUAGGUGGUAUCUUACCAACAUUGCUUAUAAUCACAAUUCAGGACCCUUUUAGGGUCCCAAUUCUGCACGGGUUAGAGGGGUGCGAACGGGAGAAUCUUAAGUAAGAUGGCCAAUUAAGAAGCUGGCCCCUCAUCCACAGCUCUUAUGACCAUCCAUGCAGAGGGGAAACACCUUCAAUGGAAGGAUUAUUGACUGCAACCUUUUGAUACCUACAUCUCAUAUAUUGGGCCAGUGAGAGGAGGCCCAAGUGGAUUGAGAGAAGGCCCUCCGGCCUGCUGUUGGGAGGCAAUCUCAAAUUGCUGCCAUAACUAAGCAGGGGAAGGGUUCUGAGUCACACUCUGGUAGGAUACAGUUGGCUGCUGGAUGGUAGCCACUGCCUUUGUAAGCCUGGAGGUGAAAACAUGCCAAGGAGCCAACCUCCCAUGCAAGUUUCCAAAUUUCUCCUUCCCCCCCCACCUCCACCAUCCCUGAAGCUUCUGGGGCUGAUAAGAUUCUGCCCAGUAUCUGCCAACACAUCAACAUCCAGCCUUUCCCUCAGUCAACCUUAAAACCGUUGCAGGUCCAACUUUCCCCCACUAUUCUGGCUUCAGACUCUUUGUGAUAUUUCAACAAUCUGAGUUUAAACAUAGCAAAGUUGAUGAAUCCAAAUCAACUUUUAAGCCAUUGCAUUAGAUGGAUAUAGUGGUCCAGUGGUUUGGGGAUGGGUCUAAAUCCCACCAUAGCAAGUUGAGAAAUUGAACUCAAUAAAUCUCUCAGAUUGUGGGCUGACAUCAGAAAAUCUGCCAUGAAAUCUGCCAGAUUUACAAACAGGUUCACUAAUGUUCUUCAGGGGAAGGAGUUUGUCAUUCCCAUCCAGUCUGGCCUACAUGGUGCUCCAACCCAAUGCUGUGUGGCUGACUCAGGGCAACUCGAAACGGGCAGUUAAUAAUACCUUGACAGCUUCACCCACAAGAACAUCCCAAGAACUAUAUAUGUUUUAAAAAAUCUGGUUCAAUGCAUUUUUUUGCAUACAGGUUUGAAUCAGAGUAAUUAUAGUCUGCAGAUGAAGAAAUUGAAUAUUGAGAAAUAUUACAUCAGAUUCUCAGAGCAUUUUUAGCUUGCUCUAUGUAUUGCACAGCUGGCCAAUAAACAAAUUAUCUACUUGA